AUGGAGGAGGCGCAGCGGCUGCUGACGGUGUCGGUGUGGAAGCUUUACCGGUGCCGCCUGCGGCGGGGCGGCCUCCGCCUGCACCGGAGCCUGCAGCUCUCGCUGCUCGUCCGCGCCGCCCGCCACCGCUACCUGAGCGCCCGCGCCGCCGCCGAGAGCCUCCCGGGAGCGGCGUGCGGGCAGAGCCCCCAACGGGAACCGGGCCGGGACCCCCGAGCCGCCCGCUGCCCGGACCCAGCGGAACCGGCCGCCGGCAGCCGGCGGGAAUGGGCGAGCCCCCGGAAGGAAUGCACCGGGGACCGCCCGAACCUCCCGACCGGAGCCCCCGCAAAGAAGCGGAGAAGCGGCGGCUCGGCGGGGCCGGGCCCGGGCCCGGUACCGAGCAAACGGGCGCGGCUGGAAGCGGAGGCGCCGCCGCUGCCCCCGGGGCGCUGCUCGGGGCCGCCCGCGGCCGCCUUCGGCUUCGUGCUCCGGGCCGUGGGGGCGUGCUGA
Messenger RNA from Hirundo rustica (Barn swallow), 492 nucleotides. It is a transcript of the gene IER2, whose product is annotated as immediate early response 2. The transcript has 2 exons. NCBI's taxonomy places the organism in Eukaryota, Metazoa, Chordata, Aves, Passeriformes, Hirundinidae. The record is from RefSeq and is a predicted model, not a curated record. Bases 1 to 492 code for a protein of 163 amino acids.